Messenger RNA from Penicillium longicatenatum, 1629 nucleotides. RefSeq lists its product as uncharacterized. The transcript is spliced from 5 exons. Gene Ontology annotation, biological process: transmembrane transport. The record is from RefSeq and is a predicted model, not a curated record. NCBI's taxonomy places the organism in Eukaryota, Fungi, Ascomycota, Eurotiomycetes, Eurotiales, Aspergillaceae. Gene Ontology annotation, molecular function: transmembrane transporter activity. Bases 1 to 1629 code for a protein of 542 amino acids.
AUGACCCCAGCCACAGAGCCACGCGUUGAAGUACCGGAAGCAGAAACAACCCCCUUGAUCACAAAUGGAUAUCAAGAUCAUCAAUCAAAUAUCCUCCCCCGCAAUAAACUUAUUCUUGUCUUCUCCGCCUUGGCUCUAGUCCAUUUCAUCUCUUUCCUCGAUCAGACAGCUAUUUCAACGAGUCUACCGUCCAUCGCACUCGCGCUUAAUACAGGAUCUUCAAUUUCAUGGGUCGGCACAAGCUUCCUGGCAACAAGCACUAGCAUCCAACUGAUCAAUGGCCGCCUGUCGGACAUCUUCGGUCGAAAAACAUGUCUCAUUGUCGCACUUGCCCUGAUGGGUCUGGGAAACCUCUUGUCAGGCUUCUCUCAGAAAGCUGGACAACUCUAUGUAACACGAGGGCUUAGUGGUUUCGGAGCUGGGGCAUUGAAUGCCCUAGUACAGAUUACCAUAUCAGAUACCACUCGACUUGACCAGCGCGGCUACUAUUUCGGAAUCCUGGGGAUUGCCGUGGCAUUGGGGAAUGGCCUCGGGCCGGUCUUGGGGGGUCUUUUGACGGAGCGUGCAUCGUGGAGAUGGGCGUUUUGGUUCAUCUGCCCUUUGACAGUCGUGGCCGCCGGCUUACUCGCAUUGGUCUUACCGGGCAGAUCAACUGCAGAUGGUAUCGUAAAAAAACUCAAGAUGAUUGAUUGGUAUGGAGUGUUGACGAGCAUGGUGGGUGUUGUACUUGUUUUGAUUCCCAUCUCUCAAGGAGGAGCGACUUUAUCAUGGGACUCGCCAAUCAUAAUCGGCAUGCUAGUGUCUGGCAUUCUUUUUUUUGCUACAUUUGUAUUCAUCGAAUGGCGUCUGGUUCAAUUGCCCAUUCUGCCGAUGCGCCUAUUCAGGUACAACCGGUCUACAAACAUCCUGCUUGCUAUGAACAUCCUCAUUGGCUGGGUAUUUUGGGGCAAUUUGUUCUAUCUGCCUUUGUAUUUUCAGAAAGUGCGUGGUUUGAGCCCAGCAACAGCUGGAUCUUUCAUCCUGCCGAUGGUGAUUGCUCAUGGCAUAACGUCAGGGCUGAGCGGUGUGAUCAUGUCACUGACUGGAUUUUACAAGCCUGUGAUAAGUACUGGGGCAGCCCUUUGGGCAGUUGGAGCCAUUCUCAAAUCAACAUACGGAAUUGCAACCCCCACCUCCCUCUUCUUUGCAACGGGAAUCCUGGAAGGCAUCGGAGUGGGAUGUCAAUUACAACCUGUUCUUGUCGGCCUGCUCGCCGGAUCGGACAAUGCUGAUCGCGCCGUAAUCACUGGGUUGCGUAACUUCAUCCGGGAUAUGGGUGGCUCUAUUGGGAUCACAGUCUCUGGUGCUAUCUUGAACAAUGUGCUACAUACUGGGCUCAAGGCACGGUUUAGCACCAAGAUGAUCGCACAUCUAACUUCCUCUGCCUUGAGAUUGUCAGACCUCGGCCUUUUGGACGAGGACAAGAAAUUGAUCCUGGCAUUGUAUGUUCGAGGUCUAAACAUCAUAUUUAUGUCCUUUGCUGCUUUGACAAGUGUUAUGCUGCUUGCGUCUUUGUGUCUGCAUGACUAUGGACUUACCCAGGGGAGACAACCAGAAGUGAACAUUGAUGCGGAUUCACACGAGGAGUGA